GCCAGGAGUGACAUCACUUUCCAGAAGUCCCCUUCAGGUUUGAUCGGCGGAGAGCCACAGCGAAGCAGAGGCAAGAAAGAUAAAGGCGUUCGCUGCUAUCUGAAAUUCAGGAGCGUUUAAGCUGACUUUUAAACCAAAAAUUUAAAAGCAUGUCCCUGUACCCAUCACUCGAGGACCUUAAGGUCGACAAGGUCAUCAAGGCCCAGGCCCAGUUCGCCCAGACUACCACACCCAUGCCAGCCAUCACCGAGGGAACCUACCAGCCCCAGGCUGCCACUGCUGGGAUGCCAGGAUCAAGCCUGUACCCAAAUCUGGAGGAACUGGGAGACUACAUGGGGCUGGCCCUCAACAGCGAUGAAGUGCAGAAGAACUUGGCCCUGGUGCCUGUUGCUGACAAUCAAGUGGCACUGCCCCCUGGCUCAGGUGUCGGAGGGAUGGUGCGGCCAGUGACCGGAGCAGACAUCGGCAUCAGGAGGGCAGAAAUCCGCCCAGGACUGCGGGAGAUCAUCCUCUGCAAAGACCAGGACAAGAAGGUUGGACUCCGGCUCAGGGCCAUCGACAAUGGAGUGUUUGUCCAGCUGGUGCAGGCUAACUCCCCCGCUGCCCUGGCUGGGCUGCGCUUUGGGGACCAGGUCUUGCAGAUCAACGGGCAGAACUCUGCUGGAUGGAGUGCGGACAAGGCCCACAAGGCUCUGAAGGCUGCGUCUGAGACCCGCAUUGAGCUGGUGGUCAGGGACAGGCCAUUUCAGCGCACCGUCACCAUGCACAAAGAUAGCUCUGGUCACGUGGGCUUCAUCUACAAGAAUGGGAAAAUCACCUCAUUGGUCAAAGAUGGCUCUGCUGCCCGCAAUGGCGUGCUGACUGAACAUUACAUCUGUGAAAUCAACGGACAGAAUGUCAUCGGACUCAAGGAUUCUCAGAUCAAAGACAUCCUGACCACCUCUCCGACCACCAUGACCAUCACCAUCAUGCCCAAGUUUGUCUACGAGCACAUGGUUAAGAGGAUGUCCUCUGGCCUGAUGCGGUCAGCCAUGGAUCACUCUGUCCCAGAGGUGUGAGGACCAGGAAGAGGACUAGAGGAUGUCAAGAUGUCUACAGUGCAGAUUCUUUCUCUCUGUUUUCCUUAUGUCUUUUUCUCUAUUUCUGUCAUCAAACCAAACCUCCUCCUACAUCACAAUCACCAACCCUGCCCUUGCUCAUCUCUAACAUAAUCUUAAGAUGCCUUUUUUUUCCUAUUCUUUACCUUUUCUACAUUUCCCUCACCUGCUGACAUUAGUAUGUUUUAUAUGUUAACCUAGUACUCUGAUAUGUUUAUUUUUUUUCUUGUUUUGUAUUUGAGAUCAAGGACAGUAAAACAAAAAAAAAUGUUUUUUUUUAAAAAGCCAUGCAUACCAUCAUGAGUCCAGAGCUUCCUGCUCAGUGUGGAGAUGAGUCAUUCACCUUUUCAUAAUGCUGUAAAAGCUGACGGACAGCCAUCAGAGCUAACGUGUAAAUAAUCUGAGCUGAAUUAACACCUGCAGACUCAUAUGAAGAGGUGUGUUGUGGGUUCCAGUGUACAGUCAUUUUUACAUGGCCAGUGAAAGUGAUGGUGGUGUUUACUGUUCUUUCUUUUUCUUUCAACAUUAAAAAGAAUCCCAACAUUUCACCACCCAGGUCUGAGUAGCAGUUUCCGCUUUUUCCAAGAGAUGGCGACAUAUCCUUGUAACGCAUUUCCAGCCUCUGACAUUGAGUUUGCAGAUAGUGCGUGUGCACAUUCUGGGGAGCAAGUGUAAGGAAAGGGAGCAGCAGUACAUUAUCAUUAACCUAUGCAGCUGGGACUGUCCACAAACACUCUUUAAGAGCUAUGACAGAGUAAAAAAACAUGAGUUAGCAGGUGCCCAGCGCACCACAGGCUGCAGGAGUCCUGUGAGGCUUUGUGCUUCAAAGAAUCGAGGAAACAGUUGGUGUUUGUUUGGAGGGGUCGGCGCCAGGCGGACCCACUAAGUGCACUUUCCAUUAACCUUAUAAGAGGUCCUCUCUCCUAUAUCCAUUUCAAGUUCCAACAAUUUUUUUUCAUAAUUGUUGUGUUUGUGAUGCUUCAUGUUAACGAGAGAAAACUAAAAGCUUAAAUUUGAUGCUGAAAAAUCAAUCGGUCAAAUGAAAGCAUUUAAAUUACGCGUCAUGGGUUUAUCCAGUGAACUGCUGUCCUCUGCUAAGUUUUGUUAAAGGCCUAUCCUCUGUAAAAUUCCUUCCUUGACUGAUGAGCACAGCAAGACUCAGCAGAGCUCACAGUUGUGAAUUUCUACUUGUUAUAUAAAAUUUCUCCUUUUAAUGCUGUUCACGUUCGGAUGCAUGUAUUCCUUUAAUUUUCUAGGUAUGCAAUCUGAUUAAAAAACAAAACAAAAACGCUGUCAUUCUGUAAAAACAAACGCUAGAAAAAUCUAAAAGUUUAUAUACGAAUGUAACCAUGAUAAUGUUGUAAACAAAUAAAGUCUUUCUGCUCA
Molecule: messenger RNA, 2483 nt
Organism: Pelmatolapia mariae (spotted tilapia)
Lineage: Eukaryota; Metazoa; Chordata; Actinopteri; Cichliformes; Cichlidae
Gene: sdcbp2
Product: syndecan binding protein (syntenin) 2
Exons: 9
Coding region: 150-1058 (302 amino acids)
Cellular component (GO): cytoplasm; plasma membrane
Molecular function (GO): protein binding
Source: RefSeq, a predicted model, not a curated record